Messenger RNA from Dalotia coriaria, 1771 nucleotides. RefSeq lists its product as uncharacterized. Bases 9 to 1661 code for a protein of 550 amino acids. The record is from RefSeq and is a predicted model, not a curated record. The transcript is spliced from 4 exons. Gene Ontology annotation, cellular component: extracellular region. Gene Ontology annotation, molecular function: chitin binding. Lineage: Eukaryota; Metazoa; Arthropoda; Insecta; Coleoptera; Staphylinidae.
UUAGCAUAAUGACAACUCUUCAUAUUAUUGUCGUACUCGCUAUAUUUUCUGGAGUUUCAUACGCUGGUCGUGUUGAUGACGAAAACUUUGUGUGUUCCGAACAAGGACGAUUUAAAGACCGUAGAGAUACGAAUUGUAGACGUUACCAUUUGUGCUCCGCUGGAAACGGAGGAAAAUGGGUAAGGAGCAGUUAUGACUGCCCUGAAGGAACAGUAUUUGAUGGAUCUUUGGGACACUGUUCCCUGGGUCCAUGCGAAAAAGAUUCUUCUUCUUCAGAAUCUUCUUCUUCAUCGUCAGAAUCCCAUUAUGAUGGUGAUGAUUACAACUGCAAGAAAAUAGGACGUUUUGAUGAUACGAAAGAUCCUUACUGUUCUGGUUACUACGAGUGUAAGAAACACCACAAGGGAUUUUUAUUCGGUGUGAAAAUUCCAUGUCCACCACCGAGUAAAUUCAACCCUGAUGAUAAACAGUGUUCACAUCAGUAUGUCUGUCGAAGGCAUUUUGAAUGUACACGUGAAGGACGGUUUGAUGAUGGAACUGACGACAAUAACAAGCGAUACUUCCUAUGCUCGAAAAAUAAAAAAGGACAGUAUGUUAAAAGUGUUUACACUUGUCCGUUGUACAGUAGAUUUGUAUCAGAUUUUGAACUGUGUGCUAUUCCAAAUGAGACUGCUUCUGAUGAGAUUGAGAUUCAUGAUCAUAACUUGCCUGUCGAAGAUUGGGAUAAUUUGGAUUCAUUUAAGUGCAGGUCCAGAGGUUUCAAUGCAAACAGAUAUGAUAGUACAUAUAGGUCCUUUUACUUUUGUGACGUUAUGUCAGAUGGCAAGUUUGCUAAGUAUAUAUUACUUUGUCCGCGAUAUUAUUACUGGAAUGGGGAUACUAACUUGUGUACUCCUGGACGCCGUUCGACUUCCUUAAUCGUGCUCAUUGCAACAAUUCAUCUUGCAAGAGGUGGAGAAACCGACGACUUUGAAUGCUCCGAACGUGGUCGUUUUGCCGAUGAAACCAACUGCAGACAAUACUAUUCUUGCCGUUUAGGAUAUGGAGGACAAUGGCAAAAAUCUAAAUUCGACUGUCCCGAUGGUACCGUUUUCGACCAAGACGCUGGACACUGCUCAUCAACCGCCUCAUGCAGCUCUGAAUCUUCUUCAUCAUCCGAUUCCUCCUCCGAUUCUUCCUCAUCCGAUUUCUCUUCAUCCGACGAAAAUGGCGAAUACAACUGCAAGAAACCCGGCCUUUUCGAAGAUUCCAAUGAUCCCACCUGCUGCAAUUACUACGAAUGCAAAUAUCAACAUGGUGAAUUGUUCUCUGUCCGCCGUCCAUGCCCACCACCCAGCAAAUUCAACCCCAAGACCAAACACUGCAGCAAGACCUACACCUGUACCAAACAUUUCAAAUGCACAAAAGUGGGACGUUUCGAUGAUGAAACCGAUGAGAACAACAAACGUUAUUUCCUCUGCGUGAAGAAGAAGAACGGUGUCUUUGUCCAGACUAUCUACUCCUGCCCUCUGUACAGUCGAUUUGAUGCCAUUGACCAUAUCUGUGUCAUUCCCAACGAAUCACUCUCUGACGAAGAAGAAGUUCAUGAUCACACCUUGCCCAAUGAAGACUGGGAUGCAUUCUCAUGCCCUGCCAAAUGCAAGAAAUACCUUUGCCACUAAUCGCAACAAAAGCUAUGAAUUGUAUUAUUUGGACAUUCUUAUUGAUUUAUAUUUUUAAAGAAACAAUGUACUUAUCAAACAAAUAAAUAAUAAAUGCAAUAUUAUAUUAA